Molecule: messenger RNA, 3785 nt
Organism: Asparagus officinalis (garden asparagus)
Lineage: Eukaryota; Viridiplantae; Streptophyta; Magnoliopsida; Asparagales; Asparagaceae
Product: myosin-binding protein 2-like
Exons: 5
Coding region: 330-3089 (919 amino acids)
Molecular function (GO): myosin binding
Source: RefSeq, a predicted model, not a curated record
CUCAUCUUUACGCCUUUACUAAUUCCCAUUCUUCUCUCCUCUCUUCUUGACUUGAUCAUUUCUCCCUUCCACCUAAAAACCAUUAAGCCACCUUCUAAAGUCUCCUCCGCCAAAAAAAAAGAUUUUUUUCUCUUUAUCUUGGUCUCUUUUGGCAUACUUCCAUUUUCUUUCUUCUCCAUUAAAACUCCAUUGCCUCUCUCUAUCUCUCCCUGAACCCAUCUCUCUCUCUCUCUCUCUCUCUCUCCCUCUCUCUCUCUCUCUCUCUAUUGUACAUAGCACACCAAAGAACAAAACAACAAAAUCCCUCGAACUCCAAUUCUUCAAUUUCAAUGGCUGCCAACAAAUUUGCCACCAUGCUACACAGAAAUAAAACCCCCAAAAUCGCCAUAAUUCUCAUCUACACUCUCCUCGAGUGGACUCUAAUUGCUCUCCUCCUCUUAAACGGUCUCUUCUCCUAUCUCAUCUCCAGAUUCGCCUGCUUCUUCGGCCUCAAGCCCCCCUGCGUCUUCUGCUCUCGGGUCGAUCACGUUUUCAGCCGAAAGCGCGAAUCUUACAGCGAUCUUGUUUGUGAUGCUCACUCUGCUGAGAUUUCUAAACUUGGGUAUUGCUCGACUCAUCGGAAUUUGGCUGAGGCUAGCGAGAUGUGCGAGGAUUGCUCGUCGUCGAGGCCGACGGAUGAUCGGUCGGUGGCGGUUCUCUCUUGGAUGAAGAGGAGUGAAGAGGGGGAGAAGGAUUUGAGGUGCUCUUGCUGUGAUGUGAUUUUAGAAAGUGGGUUCUUUUCGCCCUAUUUGUUGUUAAAGCAAUCAUCUUUGGGGGUUUUGGAGUAUACCCAGAAAGGGAAAUUGGAGGAUGAUGAAGAUGAUAAUUUAGUUGGAGAGGAAAAGGUGGAAGAAAUUAAAGAAAGGGAGAGUCUCGUUGUUGAAAAUUUUGAUGGUGGUCUGAAGGUUGUGGAUGAUGAAUCCUCGGAGCUGAUCACUCCAAUGGGAGCGGGGAAUGGGCUGUUGGUGGAGGAGGAGAGAUUGGUCCCUGUUGAAUUGAUUGAUUCUUCAACCUUGAUUCAUGGGGUUGAAGAUGAGGAUGACGAUCGCAGAGACUAUGUUGGGUAUAACCUCGUUGAGAAGGAUGAUACUGCCGUUGAUCUAGGAACUGUCUCAGAGGAGGAAGAGGAGAAAAUAGGUUUGCUUUCGACUAUGGAAGUUAACAAGCCUCUAGAUUUCCCUGUGGUUAAUGUUGUUGAAGAAGAGUGCUCUUUAGUUGAUCAUCAAUGUGAAACUCAUGAAUCAGUUUUGAGUUCGGAGCGGGAAUUGGAUGCGCAAGCGGAAGAAGAAUGUGCAGGGGUGGAAGAGGAGAAGUCUGCCUUGCUUUCGACUACUGAAAUUAACAAGUCUCAAGAUUUCCCUUUGGUUAAUAUUGUUGAAGAAGAGCUCUCUUUAAUUGAUCUUCAAUGUGAAACCCAUCAAUCUGUCUUGAGUUCGGAGCAGGAGUUGGAUGCACAAGAGGAAGCAGGAUGUGCGGAUGGUUUUGGUGAAUUUCAAGUUUCAGAAGAAGUGAUUAAAGCGAUAGAUGCUGAGGCUAACUGUGAAGUAUCAAUAGGGAGUGAGAUCUGUGACCAUGAGCAGAUUGAACUUCCUCAUGUUAAUGAACUUGAAGUUCCUCAGUCAGUUUGUGCAAAUGAGCAAUGCUCUGCAAGCUACAAUGUGGUUAUUGAUAAAGAACAAGUAACUGAAGCUGAACCAAUGGCAGAGACUAUUGCAAGAACUGUCGAUGGGCUUUCUGUAUGUACUGGAAUGAAUGAGAAUGAGGACGAGAAAUUGCCUGAGACACCUAGUUCAAUUGAUAGUCUCCAUGCUUUACACAAGAGGUUUCUGUUUGAAAGGAGGGAAUCUGGAGCAGAGUCCUUGGAUGGAAGUGUUGCUAGUGAGAUUGAUGGAAAUGGUAUAUUGACAGUUGAUCAACUUAAAGCUGCAUUGAGAGCAGAACGCAAAGCACUAAGUGCAUUAUAUAUGGAGCUAGAAGAAGAGAGGAGUGCUUCUGCAAUAGCAGCAAACCAAACCAUGGCCAUGAUCACCAGACUUCAAGAAGAGAAGGCGGCAAUGCAGAUGGAAGCAUUACAGUACCAGAGAAUGAUGGAAGAGCAAUCAGAAUAUGAUCAGGAAGCUUUGCAGCUUUUGAAUGAUUUGAUGAUGAAAAGGGAAAAGGAGAAGCAAGAAUUAGAGAAAGAGUUAGAGCUCUAUAGGAAGAAGGUAAUUGUUUAUGAGGCAAAAGAGAGAAGAAAGGAAGCAGAGAGGAAUAAGAUCAACGGCAAUGGCACAGGAUCUUCUUCUGGCUCGUCAAGUGCUAGCGAUGGUGAUGACCUUUCUUUUGGAUCUCAUGAAGGAGAGGACUCUAGUUAUAGCCACAAUGAGAGCACCCCAAAUAUUCCAAUAAAUGAUGGUUUAGGCUCUGUGGCCGAUCAAGAGGCAAACAAGCAUCUGGUUUCCCUUGAUGAGUCCUUAGCCGAUUUUGAAGAGGAGAGGCUCUCCAUUCUAGAGCAACUAAAGGCAUUGGAGGAAAAAUUAUUUUCAAUGGAUGAUAAUGAAUUAGAAUCCGUGGAACAUAAAAAUCAUUCAAAUGGAAAUGGUCAUGCGUUCAAUGGGGACUAUGAACUCUAUGAAGAUGAUAUAAAUGGUGAUUUGUUAAUUGGUUUUGACCAUAAUAACACAAAUGGAAAGCUUCACCAAAAAUCGAGGACCAUGGCUAGUGGAAGAAAGAGGCUUCUUCCUCUUUUUGAUGCCAUUAUUGGCAUGGAGAAUGAAAACGGGAUAAUUUCAGACCAUGAUAUGACAGAUUGUUCUCCACAAUCUAUUCCUAAAUCUGUAACAGAUGAUCAAAAGAGGCUUGCCAUUGCUGAGGAGGUUGAUAAUGUAUAUGAGAGGCUGCAGGCUCUCGAGGCAGAUAGAGAGUUUCUCAGGCAUUGUAUUAGAUCCUUAAAGAAAGGCGACAAAGGGAUGGAUCUUCUUCAAGAGAUAUUGCAGCACCUUCGCAAUCUCAGGAAUGUGGAACUUCGUGUGAGGAAUACCGGUGAUGCACUUGCUUCAUUAUCAGACUAAUCAACAUCAUCCAAAGAUGGAAACUGUUUAAAGUGGGAGCUGAUUGAUGGUCUUAUAUUGUAUACAACAAGCGACAACCGAGAUUGUUCCAAGCUAAUGAGACACUAAAGAGCAUUUUCAUAGUACAUGAGAAUGCUACCUUAAAAACUCUGGUGUUAAGAUGCAGAGUUUGGUCAUGCCAGGAGAAAAGGAGGCUUCUGGUUGUAUUUGUUUGUUGGUUGGUUCCUUUAGCUUGUUAAGUGGAGGCAGACCAAGAGGUGAGUCUGCAUCCAAGAGCCCUUUUGUUUUUGUGGGCUUUUUUAUUUUAUUCUAUUUUUCUUUGAUUUUUAUUUUGUGGGAUUCCAUUCCCAAUCCCAAUCCCCAUCACCUUUAUCGAGUAGGGCAAUGGUUGAUGAGGCAAGGGAGGGUGGUAGGUCAGCCACCCAUAUGAUGUUAUUAGUGUUGUUGGUGGUAGAAAUCAUGGCUUGCAAAGCUGGACAAAGCCUGAUAGUCUUGCUGCCAGCUCAAGGAUCCAGGUAUAUAACCAGUUUUAUAUAGAGCAAAGGAGGAAUAGGAUGAGUGUGAGUUCCUUUUGUUCUUUUAUCCAAUUUUUCUUUCUUAUUUUAGAGUUGUGUAUGUAUGAUGAUGAUGAUGCUAUUUGCAUUUGGUUUUUGAUUGAGUACAUAUUAUAAAAAUGUCCAUUAUACUUUGUGAGUA